Messenger RNA from Hyaloscypha bicolor E, 2832 nucleotides. RefSeq lists its product as uncharacterized. Gene Ontology annotation, cellular component: cytosol; nucleus; RISC complex. Gene Ontology annotation, molecular function: nuclease activity; RNA binding. Lineage: Eukaryota; Fungi; Ascomycota; Leotiomycetes; Helotiales; Hyaloscyphaceae. The transcript has 3 exons. The coding region runs from base 1 to 2832 and encodes 943 amino acids. Gene Ontology annotation, biological process: mRNA catabolic process; regulatory ncRNA-mediated gene silencing. The record is from RefSeq and is a predicted model, not a curated record.
AUGCCUGUCCGGACAUUCAAGAUUGGCUAUGCCUCUGGCCAAAACCGCGGACGCCAGGCCUCUGCAGAUUCAAGUGCCUCACAGAAUUCUGGAACAGUUGCUAAUUUGAUUGAACCAUUUCCAGCUCCUCUGAGUCCGCCUCUCGAAAAGAAUACACCCCCACCAAACAUCCCCCCUUCCCGAUACAACAUGCCAUUCUUUAACGGCAAGGUGAAGUCGGUGCUGAGUGGUGACAGUUUGAUUAUAACUGCACCCAAAAAUCCGAACGCCGUGCGAACUUUCUCCCUUGCUUACUGCACGGCACCCCACUUGAAGAAGGAUGCAGAUGAAAUAGGAGCCCUAGAGUCUCGCGAUGCCUUACGGGAGCUGGCGGUGGGGAAAGACAUUCAAUUCCAGGUCCUCUACACCAUUCCGAACACAAAGCGCGAGUACGGAGUUGUGGUUUUGAAUGAUGGACGUCGACUGCCUGAGGAGAUGGUGAAGGAGGGGUGGCUCAAGCUGAGAGAAGAUGCUGGCCGAAAGGAAGACUCGGAAGAAGCACUUCAGCAAUUGGAUCACCUUCGCCUUCUCGAAGCAAAGGCUCGCAAUGACGACAAAGGUCUCUGGUCACCGGAUCUCGCUCGCAUCGAUGUUCAGAACGACCUGGGCGACUCGCAGGCCUUUUUGGAGACCUACAAAGGAAAGACCCUUGAUGCAAUAGUUGAACGCAUAUUGAGUGGCGACCGCAUGCUUGUUCGCCUACUGAUUUCCCCGACCAAGCACAUUCUUGUCAUGACAUUGGUUGCUGGAAUUCGUGCUCCUACCACUGAACGUGUGAAUCCAUCGAACAAUCAAACUCAGCCGGCCGAAAAGCACGGAAAUUCUUCGCGACAAUUUGUCGAGACCAGACUAUUGCAUCGAAAAGUGAAGAUCGACGUUCUAGGUCUCAGCCCGCAGGGCCAGCUGAUUGCAUCCGUCAAGCAUAUUCAACACGGCUCGAUUGCAAAGCAUCUUCUGGAAGCUGGUCUUGCUAGAUGCACAGAUUUCCACUCCACCCUUCUUGGAGCAGACAUGGCUCCUCUGCGGGAUGCUGAGAAGGUAGCCCAAUCAGCAAAGCUAGGAGUUUUCGAGGACCACGUUGCAAAGGCCGUGGGCCCAGGAGGAAACUUGGAGGCUCAAGUGACGAGAGUUUUCAGCGCUGACGUUAUCUUCGUCCGAAAUCGAGCGGGUGUUGAGAAGCGAAUCAAUAUUAGCAGUGUUCGAGGCCCUCGACAAAACGAAGCAACUGAGGCACCCUUCCGUGACGAAGCUAAGGAGUACCUUAGAAAGAAGAUUAUCGGAAAGCAUGUUAGACUAAGCAUCGAUGGGUCACGACCUGCUGCGGGAGAGUAUGAUGCUAAGGAGGUUGCUACCAUCACAUAUAAUGACAAGAACAUCGGCCUGCUUCUGGUGCAGGAAGGGUGGUGUUCAGUUGUCCGACAUCGCCGAGAUGACACAGAUCGAGCUCCGAAUUACGACGAAUUAUUGGCCGCACAAGAGACAGCAAAGGAAGAGAAGAAGGGGAUGUGGUCUGGCAAGCCGGCCAAGGCAAAGCAGUAUGUCGAUGCUUCGGAAACUCUUCAAAAGGCCAAGAUCCAGCUUUCUACUUUGCAACGCCAAAAGAAGAUUCCAGCAAUUGUCGAUUACGUCAAGGGGGGUUCAAGAUUUACCGUUCUCAUUCCUCGCGAGAACGUCAAGCUGACCUUUGUUCUUGGCGGUAUCCGAGCUCCUAAAUCUGCUAGAGGUGAGAAGGACAAGGGCGAGCCUUUCGGCCAGGAAGCACACGACCUUGCCACCAAACGCUUGACUCAACGCGAUGUUGAGAUCGAUGUGCACAAUGUAGAUAAGGUCGGUGGCUUCAUUGGUGAGCUCUACAUCAAUAAGGAGUCUUUUGCCAAGAUUCUAGUGGAGGAAGGAUACGCAACCGUCCAUGCCUAUUCAGCCGAGCAGUCUGGAAAUGCCACCGAGCUACUUGCUGCUGAGCAGAGAGCUAAGAAAGCCAGAAAGGGUCUUUGGGUCGACUGGGAUGAAUCCAUGGAUAUCCCGGAAGAAGAAGCAAGCCCCGCGAAUGGUACGAAUGGUCACGAAACCAUUGUUCCCCGAGAGAAGGACUACAGAGAUGUCCUUGUUACUCACAUCGACGAAAAUGGCAAGUUGAAACUUCAAACGAUAGGCCAAGGGACCGCGAAACUCGAAACCAUGAUGAGCCAAUUCAAGUCGUUCCAUCUGAAUCCCGCCAACAGCAAGGGACUGGAGAAGGACCCCAAGGCAGGAGACUUCGUGGCGGCCAAGUUUACGGAGGACAAUCAAUGGUAUCGCGCCCGCAUUCGCUCCAAUGACCGCGCGGCCAAGCAAGCUGAGAUUGUCUACAUUGAUUAUGGCAACAGCGAGAAGAUGCCUUGGUCCCGCCUUCGACCUUUAUCACAGGCUCAAUUCUCGACUCAGACACUUAAACCACAAGCAGUCGACGCUGUCCUGUCUCUUCUCCAAUUCCCGACUAAUACGGAUUAUCUGCAAGAUGCUAUUCGUUUCCUCGGCGAGGCAACUGAAGGCAAGGAGUUGGUUGCCAAUGUUGACUAUACUGCACCAGAAGGCACACUCUACAUCACCCUCUACGAUCCAACCGUCAGUGAGAAGCUGACAGAUAGUAUCAAUACGGAGAUCAUCACCGAAGGUCACGCCAUGGUACCGCGAAAGUUGAAAGCAUGGGAGCGCGGCUUCGGCGAUGUCCUGAAAGUUUUGAGGGAGAGAGAGGAAGAGGCCAUUGAAGCACGUCGGAGUCUCUGGGAGUACGGCGAUCUGAGAGACGAUUAG